AUGGCUGGCAUAGUCAGACGAAGUCCCGAAGCUCAGCUUACAGCUGCGAUUCUGAGUGCGGGCAGAGGCAGCCAGUGGCAGCGUGUCUUGAAGCUGCUCGCUGGCAGUGUCACAUCGGCCGCCGAGUCGGCUCCAGUCCCGGAUUUGAUUUGCUUCGGUGCAGCACUUUCGACAAUCGGCAAGGCAGAAGCAUGGGAGGCGACUGUGCUCAUAUUGGGAAUGAUGAAAGAUGCGGGCGUGGAGUGCGACACGCAGGGUCUGAAUGCGGCACUGAACGCCUGCAGCAAGAGCACUGCAUGGGAGGCGGCACUCGGCGUGAGGUGGCAUUUUGGAAGUCUGGCCAGCACAAUGAGCGACGGAAUGGUGAUGAAUGCUCUCGCCAAGGCCGCUCAAUGGACUAUGGCACUGGCCCUGCUAUGGGAGUCAGGGUUACAGGCAAAUACAAUCAUAUUUAGCUCUGCUGUCAGUGCGUUCGCGGCUGAUGGCAGAUGGAGACUGGCCAUGGCCACACUCGAAACCAUGAGGGAGCAGUUUCUAGAGCCGAACGACAUCACAAUGAAUGCCGCGAUCUUUGCUUGUGCCACGGCGCGCCGUUGGGAGGAAGCGCUGUGCCUUCUUGCGGACACGUCUAGACUCAGGAUGGCGACAAGUGUUUCCUACAGUUCUGCAAUCAGUGCUUGUGAGCAUGCAGGGAGAUGGGACGUCGCAUUGGCAUUGCUGCAACAACUUGGCGUUGCACAUCUGCGGGCCAAUGCUAUUUGCUUUGGAGCUGCAGUCAGCUCCUGCGUUCGGCGUGGCAGCUGGCAUGCCGGACUGGCCCUGCUGGACUCAAUGUCAUGUGACAAUGCCAUCGCCGACACCACCAGUAUCAGCUCGGCCAUCAGUGCAUGCGAAAAUGCUGGUGAGUGGGCUGCAGCAUGGCGCUUGUUGGCGCAGAUGACAGCGAAUGGCUCCAGGAGGGACACGAUCGCCUACAAUGCAGCCGUCAACUCUUGUGAAGCGAGCUUACAAUGGACUAGAUCGGUUGAGCUCUAUGCCAGUAUGGGCGGCGACAGUGUUCGACCGUCGUCUUCAACCUUCAACGCAUUGCUCAACGGAUUUCAUGCAUCGCACAGGAGGAGCUCAAGUCUGGGAAACCCAAGCUGGGCACAGGCAGUGGCGGUUCUCCACAAGAUGUCUGGGACAAGGCUGUGGCUGAACGGAGUCCAUGCUGGCCUUUGCAUCGACAUUGCAUUGAAGGAAGUCAACGUGGCGACUGCGCACGGGCUUGGCCAGAAGUUCCUGCAACAGUGGGUCCAACAGGCGGAGCUUCCUGCUGCCUCGGUAUCCCUUCCGCAUCGUGACGAUGUUCUCCUCUCGGCUCCAGGAAUCGUGGCUGUUGCCAAGCCGCCGGGAAUCGCAAGCCAAGAUAUGCUGGCCGAGUUGCAGAAAGCCAGCAAGCAGAAGUUGACUACUGUGUCUCGGUUGGACCUUCCAACAUCGGGCGUGCUGGUCGCAGCAGUCGGGGACGAAGACUCCCCCGCCGCGAAAUGGCUGCAGGCCCAAUUUUCUGGUCGGUUGGUCUCAAAAGAGUAUCUAUGUUUGUGCCAUGCGAAGCCCCCAGCUCCGGAGUUCGAAGUGUCCACUCCACUCCGAGUGGUGACGAUGGGACCAAUGGACGACGAGAAGACGCGAGUUUUUGUGGACCGAAAGGGGCGAGAAGCAUACACGCGCUGCCAAGCCCUGGCAGUACAGGAAGUAUGUUCGCCAGCUGGCAGACUGCACUUGAGUUUGCUUCGGGUCUUCCCACGCACAGGCAGAACGCACCAAAUACGAGCCCACUUGGCCAGCAUUGGCCUUCCGCUUUUCGGUGACACCAUCUAUGGCAAGUUCGUCACACAGGACAUGGCUCAUUUGGUGCCCGGCCUCCGAGACUACGCUGACAGACUGUUCCUGCAUUGCCGGCGGCAAUCUCUUCUGGGUUUGGAUGGACAGCAGCUGGAAUUAGAGGCGCCCUUGCCUGAGGACUUGAAAGCGAUCCUUGCGAUCCUAGGCCCUGCAAUCGAUUGGAGGGCGCUGAUGCGAGAAGGAGAAGCCACCGGAAAAAGCAAAGAGCCCUUCGUUCGCUUCACGUUGUCACGUUGCGUUGCGUCCGCCGCUUUGACGUUUGCUCUGCGCUUCCCGCCAGCGACGGGAGGAAACUGCUCCCAGUCGCGCAGGUGCUGCAACUCACUUGUCCCGAUGAAGUAUUAUCCCAUCGAGGAGAGGCCAGAGGAAAGUGCCACGGGAGUUGAUAUCCACGAUGAUGAUAGGGCCCGGCUUGAGGAGGGAGCAGCUAUUGCUGCAGCCAGGCAAGAAGAGCUGAGCGCUCAAGGGGUCGUCAUGGCCGUACCCCCUCCUCCUAUCGGAGAGUUCACGGGUUUUUCCUAUCCGGCGGCCUCGUUUGCUUCAGGUCAAAAUGCCAUAGUCACCAGAUCCAGCGGAGAGGAAUCCGGUUGCUACAUCUUGGAGGUUUUCCUCACCGCCCUUGGGCCUUUGUACACCGUGUAUUUAGGCCAGGCAGAAGAUGGAAGUUAUAUCACCAAGAAUUGUGAGGAGGCGGAUCUGCGGCCGUGCCUCGGCCACACUUCGAGACACGACUGCUCGUUGUCGUGCUCGCACAAUGAGGUACCCAGUGUCCUGAUGCUGUUAUCUCAUCUUUGGCUGGUGAUCGUACGCUCUGCAAAACAUGUUUGGCAUAAAACUGCCAAAGGCACAGUCUGCGUAUCACCUGAUCAGUCACCUGAUCAUGAACCGGGGAGGCUAAAGAGCGCCCGCCACAAACCAGGGAAAAAGAAUGUCUCUUUGCUGAGCCGACUACCUUGCAAUGACCAAAACCUUUUUCAACUAUGUAAUGGUACUCCCUGA
Messenger RNA from Symbiodinium sp. CCMP2592, 2886 nucleotides. The record is from the annotation of a GenBank genome assembly. NCBI's taxonomy places the organism in Eukaryota, Dinophyceae, Suessiales, Symbiodiniaceae.